Messenger RNA from Micropterus dolomieu (smallmouth bass), 1138 nucleotides. RefSeq lists its product as uncharacterized. The transcript is spliced from 5 exons. The record is from RefSeq and is a predicted model, not a curated record. NCBI's taxonomy places the organism in Eukaryota, Metazoa, Chordata, Actinopteri, Centrarchiformes, Centrarchidae. Gene Ontology annotation, molecular function: endopeptidase inhibitor activity. Gene Ontology annotation, biological process: negative regulation of endopeptidase activity. The coding region runs from base 19 to 1077 and encodes 352 amino acids.
GUGUGUUCAGUCAGUAGCAUGGCGUAUCUCAGCCUCCUGCUGCUCAGCACCGCUCUGAUCCACGCCGCUCAGGCUCUACCUGCUGCUCGCGGCGGCGGGCGUGGCCGGGAUGUCUCAGUGGGCGUAGUCACACGCCAGCGCAGAGAUCUCCGUAACCUGUUGCCUUAUGAGGAGCAGAUGAUGUCAUAUCCCGCCAGUCAGGGAGGAGGCGGGGUCAACAACCUUUACUACCAAUCAGAUGACUGGAGGGGGCGGGGCUUGGACCAGGCCCUGCAGCGAUUGGUGGAGAGGGACCAGAGGCGGGAGCAAGAAGAGGAACAGCGAUCAGCUUACCUGGCCGCUUUGCUCCGCCUACUGAACGAGGCAGAGAGCGCAGGAUUGGUCGGACCGGGUGACGUGGAGGUGGUGGAGGAAGAGGAGGAUGAGGAGGAUGAUCAAGCGCCACCAGGGGACUUUCAGGGCCCGGCCCCUCCAGACUAUGAUGAGACUGGGAGAGGGCUGAACAUGGGGAGGCCCCCGGCUGCCUGGUGGGGCCUUCUGGAGCCUCAGCUGGCUCAGGCCCUGCUGGACAGAAUGGAGCCUCAGGUGGCUCAGAAUCUGCUGGAGAGAGCGAGACAGGAGAGACUUCAGCAGGCAGGACGAGCUUCAUCAGGACUGAACAGAGUCGGCGACCAGGACGCUCUGAGACGUCUGGUUGCCAGGGUGCUGUCCAGCAUCGGCCCUAACAACGCCCAGAUAAUCUCCGGUCGCCGAGCGAGGAGGGACGUGUCUGACACCGCAGGUGAACCCGUUAGCUCCGCCCACAGGAGAAACCGCCGCUCCCUCGAUGACAUGGCUCCCCCGUCACCUAGCGUUGACCCCCCACUGCUCAGGGUGAAGAGGCUGGAGGAGGAGGAAGAGGAGGAGGAGCUCCGCCCCCCUGCUGCCGGGCUGCAGAGGAUGAAACGCAUCGAUACCAUGGCAACCGCCGCCAUGGAAGAACUGAAUAAUGGGGGUCGUAGGCGUCGGAGGAGAGCCGUCUUAAACUACGACCCCCAAAUGCUGAUUGAUCAGAUUGUGGAGUACAUGAGGGAGUAAGAGGAGAGGAGAGGAGAGGAAAGGGGAGGAGGAAAACAGGAGAGGAGAUUAGAGGAGAGGA